This is a messenger RNA of Suncus etruscus (white-toothed pygmy shrew), 1667 nucleotides long. It is a transcript of the gene SCD, whose product is annotated as stearoyl-CoA desaturase. The record is from RefSeq and is a predicted model, not a curated record. Gene Ontology annotation, biological process: response to fatty acid; unsaturated fatty acid biosynthetic process. Gene Ontology annotation, molecular function: stearoyl-CoA 9-desaturase activity; iron ion binding; palmitoyl-CoA 9-desaturase activity. The transcript has 6 exons. NCBI's taxonomy places the organism in Eukaryota, Metazoa, Chordata, Mammalia, Eulipotyphla, Soricidae. Gene Ontology annotation, cellular component: endoplasmic reticulum membrane. The coding region runs from base 401 to 1480 and encodes 359 amino acids.
CCCAGGGGCAGGGGCAGGGGCUGCGGCGGGCGGCAGAGCCUCGGUGCGUCGGCAGCAUCCAGGUCCUGGCGUCUCCGGCCCCCCGCGCGCCUCGGCUCCGUGUCUCCACCCCUUCCCGCCCAUGUGGGGCUCCCACGGCCAGCCAGCUCGGCGCACUUUGCCCUCCGUUGGCAGCGAAUAAAAGGGGGUCAGAGGAAAUACGGGGCAGGGUUACCCACUUGCCAGCUCGAGCCUUUAAAAAUCUCCCGAGCCCGGGGAGGAACCCGCACAUCGGCUCUGGUCUGGGAUCUGGGAGCGCUAGGUCCCCCCGCGAAGCUCCGCGCACACAGGUUUUGUAGUUGCGCGAACGCACUCCAAGUCUCAGCCCCGGGAAAGUGAUCCCGGUGUCGGCGAGCCCCAGAUGCCGGCCCACUUGCUGCAGGAGGAGAUCUCCAGCUCCUAUACCACCACCACCACCAUCACAGCGCCGCCCCCGAGGGUCUUGCAGAAUGGUGGGGGCAAGGUGGAGAAACUUCCUCUCUAUUUGGAGGAAGACAUCCGGCCCGAGAUGAAAGAUGACAUCUUCGACCCGACCUACAAGGACAAGGAGGGCCCGAGGCCGAAAGUGGAGUACGUGUGGCGGAACAUCAUCCUCAUGUCGAUGCUGCAUCUGGGAGCCCUGUACGGGAUCGUGCUGAUCCCCUCCUGCCAACUGUACACUCUCCUGUGGGUGUUUAUAUACUACAUUAUUAGUGCCCUGGGCAUAACAGCCGGGGCACACCGCCUGUGGAGCCAUCGGACAUACAAAGCUCGGUUGCCUUUGCGCAUCUUCCUCAUCAUCGCCAACACCAUGGCCUUCCAGAAUGACGUCUUUGAAUGGGCCCGAGAUCACCGCGUCCACCACAAGUUUUCAGAAACAGAUGCCGACCCCCACAAUUCCCGCCGAGGCUUCUUCUUCUCUCACGUGGGCUGGCUGCUUGUUCGCAAACACCCGGCUGUCAAGGAGAAGGGGGCGCUGCUGGACCUGUCUGACCUGAAGUCUGAGAAGCUGGUGAUGUUUCAGAGGAGGCACUACAAAGCUGGUAUCCUGCUCAUGUGCUUCAUCCUGCCCACCCUGGUACCCUGGUAUUUCUGGAAUGAAACCUUCUACAACAGCUUGUAUGUGGCCACGUUCAUGCGUUAUACCUUGGUGCUCAAUGCCACCUGGCUGGUGAACAGUGCCGCACAUCUCUACGGGUACCGCCCUUACGACAAGACCAUUAAUCCCCGAGAGAACAUUCUGGUUUCACUGGGUGCUGUGGGUGAGGGCUUCCACAACUACCACCAUGCCUUUCCUUAUGACUACUCAGCCAGCGAGUAUCGCUAUCACAUCAACUUCACCACUUUCUUCAUCGACUGCAUGGCUCUGCUGGGGCUGGCUUACGACCGGAAGAAAGUCUCCAAGGCAGCUGUUUUGGCCAGGAUUAAAAGAACUGGAGAUGGCAGCAUCAAGAGUGGCUGAGUUCUGGUCCCUGGGGUCCAUUUUCCAAAAGCCAGCCAGGCAGUUUUAAUGUUCUGUUUAUUAACUACUGAAUAAUGCUACCAGGAUGCUAAAGAUGAUGACGUUAACCCAUUCCAGUACAGUAUUUUAAAAUGCAAAAGUAUUGAAAGCCAACAACUCUGCCUUCAUAUGAUGCUAAGCUGAUAUU